Caenorhabditis auriculariae is the source of this 2251-nucleotide messenger RNA. The record is from the annotation of a GenBank genome assembly. NCBI's taxonomy places the organism in Eukaryota, Metazoa, Nematoda, Chromadorea, Rhabditida, Rhabditidae.
AUGCGCUCGUACGUCGCUCUCUGCUUGCUCCUCGCUAUCGGCGCUUUCGUCGUCGACGCCAAGAAGGUCCGUUAUCCUCACCGUACUCACCAGGACUACUGUAAAACAGCUUUUUGUCACUUAAUCGGAUAAUUUUCAUAAAUGGCAAAGAUUUCUUCGUUUCGUGGUUUUUUCGGACCAUUUCAUUGUAAUAAAAAGAAGCGGUUCUAUCCAAACUACUGAGGUGGAACUGUAGACAGUGCUUUGAAUGUUACUUCGAACUCAUCCGUCUUCAGAAGGACGUCGAAGAUGAACUCGGCGACCUGCUGGACAACAUCGACGCCGCCGAGGAGUCCGAUGACACGCCGGUCAAGAAAGGUCCGUCUCUUAUUUCUCAAGUGUCAGCUGUUUCGCAAAAAAAAAAUUAGAAAUUGAAAAAUUGACCAAGGAAGUCUCCUUUGACAUUUGGCGAAAAAAAUGUUCGAUAGUAGUUGAAUUUAACUGUUUUGAAUAACUAUUUUGAAGUUUAUCGCAUAUUAAAAACCUGCGGUUUUUUUACUUAACAGUUUUUUUAUCUAUAUUAUUUUUUUCGAAAAAAAUUGAAUUUAUUUUCAAAAAAACACUUUUUUUGGGACUUACUAGUUAGUCUAACAAGUAGGGUUAUUUUCAAAUUUUUUUUUAUUUGAUAACUAAAUUUCUCAAAUAGUUUCAAUUUUCUGAAAAUCUUAACCACUCAAAUGAAUGAGAAAACUUUUAUUUCCGGUGUCAUCAUUUUCGAAAUUUCUCACUGUGAAAUCAAAAACAAAAAUUGUUUAGAAAUAGCUAUCAAGUGGAUUUAAUUUAUUGAAUUUACUUGAUUGAUUCCUUGCAAAACGUAGCUUUUCGAGACGUUCAAUUUUAGAUCCCACACAAAAGAUUUCAAAGGGUUUCUCGAAAACAAACUAUUUUGAAAGAUUCACUUAUUUUUGCAAACUUGCGGCUUGAGUAUAUGGGGUGACGCUGAAUUGUAACAGUUUUGUCGGUAGCUUUCAAGUUUCAAACGGUGGGUCUCCUGGCCACGUAAGAUUUAUAAUGGACGAGCGGCGAGGGAGAGCGACAGACGUUGCUCAACAGGCCGCCGUUGUAAUCCUGCAGCCGCACUUGUCGCUCAGAAGACCGAGCCAAGUGAUAAGUGCAUCGUUUUUUCAGAAACCGUGAAGAAUCCUUGCGAAGAUCACGCUUGCGGCUGGGGCAAGGAAUGCGUCGUCGGCAAGAAGGGCGAGCCCAUCUGCGAGUGCAUCUCCAAGUGUCCCGAGCUCGACGGAGACCCGAUGGACAAGGUCGGCGGCCAAUGAGACCAGAUCUCAUCAUCUGACAGAGUUGCCAGAAAAUAUGCAUUUAUCAAUAUUUUCCACAAAGAAACCAUCCAAAAACCCCCCAUUUGGCGCCUGUGCAAUUUCUUCAACUUAAAUCUUGUCUUAGGAUGUUUUGUCUUGUUGUUCCCUUUUCAAGGUGUGCACAGCCUUUCUUUGCGUUAUCUAUACUUUUUUUUAUUGGAAAAAGAAUUUUGAGAGUUGCUUCGAAGGAUCAGUUAAUAAUAGAAAGAUAUCUUAGUGUGCAUGAUUUCAAGGUAAGUACGAGUUCAAAACGAUUGUUUUUUUCUAGAAAUAUAUUUGUAGGAUUUCUAUGUAAGAGGUUCCAGAAAGAAAUUUGAAAUUGACAGGUCUGCGCCAACAACAACGAAACCUUCACCUCGCUCUGCGACCUUUACCGCGAACGAUGCCUCUGCAAGCGCAAGUCGAAGGAAUGCCAGAAGGGCGUCCACGCCAAGGCCCACCUCGAGUACCUCGGCGAGUGCAAGAAGCUCGACGAAUGCACCGACGAGCUCAUGGCUCAGUUCCCAGACCGUAUGGCUGACUGGCUCUUCCAGGUGACACUCUCCCUCAUGCAUUCCCUCUCAACUUGGUAAUCACAGGUCAUGAAGGAGCUGAAGAAGCGCCGUGAGCUGCACAAGCUCGAGUGGGAGGAACUGCUGCAGGAGGCCGAGAACGACGACGAGAAGCGUCACGUCUACCCCGUGAUCUGGAAGUUCUGCGAGCUCGACACCAAGCCGCACGACAAGGCCGUCUCGCACCACGAACUCAUCCCAAUCACCGCUCCAGUCAUCCCCAUGGAGUCGUGCAUCAAGCCUUUCCUCGAAGGCUGCGACGCCAACAACGACGGCAACAUCUCGAUCAAGGAAUGGGGCAAGUGCCUCGGACUCAAGGAGGGCGAGAUCCAGGAGCGUUGUUAG